UUCCUUAUCGAAAAAAAAAGAGAGAGAGAAGAUCUCAGGCUUGGGAUAUCAAACCUUGCAAUUUCCGGCAACGCAAUCAAUCAACAGAAAGGCAUGGCUUCUGCAACCCCAGCAGCUAUGAGUCGGAAACAGAAAGUCUUUGCUAGACUCCGACAGGAAAAUGAAGGUCGCAGGGUUGGGAAGUCGAAUCCUACAAUUACUGUAAACCCAACCGAUCAACAGGAAGGUGUUGAAACCUCUGAGAGGGAAUGGAUGGAUGAAGGGGGACGCAGGCGACCACUGCCUCUUUUCAUGCAACGACACAGGGAAGCCAUCCGUAAGCGCACUGAGAGGCAAUUGGAGAUUCUCAAUCCAAGAGGCCCGCCUGAGGGACUGCCACCGGAGAGACUUUGGGCCUUUACUUUUUAGAAGAGAGACCUAUGACUUGAACAACAAUUAAGUUUGGGAUUUUAGGUUUAGAGAGUUUUGAGAGUUAAUAGUUUGUUUUUCUUUUUUUUUAACUGGAACAUUAAUGGAGUUAGAUAGCAGAGCUAGUGAGUCAACUAACGGAAUUAUUGCCACCUAGACGAUGUAUGGAUGCAUUAAUGCAUGGAAGGGGAUCUCAAUUUAAAGAACGAAAAU
Molecule: messenger RNA, 621 nt
Organism: Fragaria vesca subsp. vesca
Lineage: Eukaryota; Viridiplantae; Streptophyta; Magnoliopsida; Rosales; Rosaceae
Exons: 5
Coding region: 94-408 (104 amino acids)
Molecular function (GO): RNA binding
Source: RefSeq, a predicted model, not a curated record